Messenger RNA from Onthophagus taurus, 1279 nucleotides. RefSeq names its product protein spaetzle-like. Gene Ontology annotation, biological process: central nervous system formation; innate immune response. The record is from RefSeq and is a predicted model, not a curated record. Gene Ontology annotation, molecular function: Toll binding; growth factor activity. Lineage: Eukaryota; Metazoa; Arthropoda; Insecta; Coleoptera; Scarabaeidae. Gene Ontology annotation, cellular component: extracellular region.
CGAAGAAGGUUCUCUUUUCUUUAAACGUGUAUAAGGCGUUUUGACGCAAUUCGAUUAAAGUGCGUGGACAUUUUUUCGAUUCGGUUUUCUGUUCUUUCUUUUUCUUUCGUUUCGUAUGCAGGAAAAUGUAAAACGCGAGAUCUUGGAAACGGGUCUGCUUUAACUUGGUCUAUUUAUAAAACCAUGGUUCUUCGAUGUUUCGCCAGUUUUGCAUGUGACAACGGUCUGUCGUGUUGUUUAGUUUUUUUAUUUUAAUUGAUUUUAUCAAGGACUUUAAUCAAGUUCGUAAUUUUUUUUGGAAUCAAUGUGUUCAAUUGGAAAGAAAAAUUUAAUCGUUUUUAUUACUUUUAUUUAUUAUUUACAUUACUUGGAAUCUUUAACAAAUGCUCGACCUGAACAAAUAACACCACGAACAUCCCUAAAUAUCACGAACAUCACCAAAAGCGUUUCUCCAUCUGAAAGGAUUGUAACAUCAGUAAGAAUAUUGGCAAAGCCAAAAAUUCGACGAGGUGGUGUCUCUCAAAAGUAUCGUCAGCAAUCAUCAAACAACCAAGCAAUAAUUUUCCCGGAUGAUGCGGACGAAGAUGACUCAAUAAUAACUCCAAUAAAACCAUACGAAAGACCGUCAUGCGCGAAAGGAUCAACUUAUUGCGAGAAAAUCGAUGGUUAUCCAUCGGAUUUGGUUGAGAGAAUGUUACAAGUGCCCAGUCCUUUGGAAAAUUUAUUCGGUAUUGAUGAUGGACCGGAUGAAAUAGCCAACCGAUUGGGUGAUGAUGAGGACGUUUCUCUCUGCCAAACUGUAGACAGAAUGAUUUUUCCCAAAAUAGCCAAGACCAAGAGUAAUAAAUGGAAGUAUAUUAUUAAUCAAGAUGGGAGCGAUAAAUAUGUUCAAGGAAUUCGGGUUGAAAGCUGUUUAAAUCCUGGUCAACCCUGUUCAUUUUUAUCUAACGAAACGUUGGGAUAUACAUCUUAUUGUAAACAGAAAUACGUUUAUAGAAGAUUAAUUAGUUUAUCUGAAGAAGGACAACCCACUACUGAUGUUUUUGAGGUGCCUUCAGCUUGUUGCUGUUCGUAUAAAAAAAUACCUUUGGAUCGUUUAUCUUUUGAGUGAAUUGGAAAGGAAAAUCAGAAGAGAAUAAUUUUUUUAAUUUAAAAACUUCAAUUUGUAUUUUGUAAAUAUGUAUUUAUAAUUAUCUUUUAAACCUCAUUUUUAUUAAUUCUAGUUGAAUUGUUUUAAACCUUACCUAUUUAUUACUUCCAAUAAAAACUAAUACAUUUA